AUGCGAAUGUUGGGCAAGAUUGCAGAGAUGUGGAGGAAGAUGCGAGUGUGGGGGCAGAUGCGAGUGUGGAGCAGUAUGCGAAGUGUGGGCAAGAUGCGAAGUGUGGGUGUGAUUAUGUGGGUUUGUUGUGAAGAAGUGAGUGGGCCAAAGAAGAGUAGUGGGAUUGAGCGGUUUGUAUGUGGAGGGUGCGAAGCGCGAUGGCCGAAGCGUCACACAUAUCGCACCUCAUGUCCCGCCAUAGAGCUUGUCCCAGCGUACGGCAAUGACAGAUACGCAGUACAGAAGAAAGAAAACUGCAACUGCCGCGACAGAACGGCGGGGUAUUCAAGUUACAAAUCCUGGGGUAGUGUGGAACGUGACCUGUAUGUGACCACGUUCCGCGUAUCAGUUGACGAUCAACGGCACCACGUGGCGGUGCAUAGCCUCAACUCGAUACACGUGGUCGAACAGGUCCCGCAAGCGGGCGUACCGGCGUUCCGGACCUUAACUGCGGACUACGCGUGGCGCGACUCACCGCACACCUCGCUGGUUUUAGAGAAGGGCGACACCGCCCCUUCUAGUAUGCUCUAUAAGUAUCGCCUGCCUUCUACAGCCAAUAUCUGGGAGGAUGAUCGCCAGGUACAAAGGCGUGAAGUGAGUGCGGGGGCCAGGGAUGAGGGCGAGGGGUGUGUGGAAGCAAGGAAUGAGUGCGGGGCGAGGAAAGAGGGCGGGCGCGAGGAAAGAGGGCGGGGGCGAGGAAAGAGUGCGGGGGCGAGGAAUGCGUGGGGAGACUCGUGGAAGGAGUUUGGGGCAGGGAGUAAAUGUGUAGCGGGAAGUGUGAGAUGUGAAGUGUGGGGCCGGAAGAGAGUGUGGGGCAAGAUGCGAAUGUGGGGCAAGAUGCGAGUGUGGGGCAAGAUGCGAGUGUGGGCUGAUAUGAGAGUUUGUGCUGAAAAGUGA
Gryllus bimaculatus (two-spotted cricket) is the source of this 936-nucleotide messenger RNA. The record is from the annotation of a GenBank genome assembly. Lineage: Eukaryota; Metazoa; Arthropoda; Insecta; Orthoptera; Gryllidae.